AUGGCGAGACUGGCGAAGUUACUAACGUAUCUGCCAACCAAGGGCUUUCAUGCUAUCGCCCAGGUGAGCAUCGAAGGCUCUGACGGCACCAUCAAGAUCCAUGGAAGGGACCUUUCUGAGCCUUUUGCCGUGACACCGUACGAGGAAGGCCUGCAGUUCAUCUUGGGCGCGGAUGAGGUCGCCCGAUGCAUCAGUGAAGGCCUCCUAAAGAGUCACGAAAUGCCUUGGGAAGAGAGCCUACUCGUCAUGGAGAUCAUGGAUACGGUGCCCGAGCAGAAUAAUCUACAGAUUCCGCCGGAGAUUGAGUCGCUGGGAUUACCCCCCAGUCUACUUGUUAGGACGUGA
Aspergillus alliaceus is the source of this 345-nucleotide messenger RNA. RefSeq lists its product as uncharacterized. The transcript is spliced from 3 exons. The record is from RefSeq and is a predicted model, not a curated record. Bases 1 to 345 code for a protein of 114 amino acids. NCBI's taxonomy places the organism in Eukaryota, Fungi, Ascomycota, Eurotiomycetes, Eurotiales, Aspergillaceae.